AUGCAGCAGCAAAAGGAGGCUCAAGCCCAGUUGGAAACCAUCUGUUCGCAGCAGCAACAGGAGACUCCACUUGAGUUAGAAACUGCUUGUACGCAGCAACAACAGGAGACUACAGUCGAGUUGGAAACCGUCUGUUCGCAGCAGCAACAGGACACUCCACCUCAGUUGGAAACCAUCAGUACGAAGCAACAACAGGAGACUCCAGUCGAGUUGGAAACCGUCAGCACGCAGCAGCAACAGGAAAUUCCAGCCGAUUGGGAAACUGAUUCUACACAGCAGCAACAGGAGACUCCACCAGAGUUCGAAACUGUCUUCAUUCAGCAGAAUGAGGGAACUCUAGCCGAGUUGGAAACUGUCAGUUCGCAGCAGCAACAGGAAAUUCCUUCCGACUUGGAAACUGUUCAUAAGCAGCAGCAACAGGAGAGUCCAGUCGAGUUAGAAAUCGCUUGUAUGCAGCAACAACAGGAGAAUCCCCCUGAGUGGGAAACCAUUAGUAUGCAGCAUCAACAAGAGUCUCCGGUGGAGUUGGAAACUGUCUGUAUGGAGCAGCAACAGGAGACUCCAGUCGAGUUGGAAACCGUCUGUAUGGAGCAGCAACAGGAGACUCCUGCUGAGUGGGAAACUGUCUGUUCGCAGCAGCAACAGGAGACUCCACCUCAGUUGGAAACCAUCUGUUCGCAGCAGCAACAGGAGACUCCACAACAACAGGAGACUCCAGCUGAGUUGGAGACCACUGGUAUGCAGCAGCAUCAGGAGACUCCAGCUGAGUUGGAGACCACUGGUACGCAGCAACAACAGGAGACUCCAGCUGAGUUGGAAGCCGCUAGUAUAGGGCAGCAGCAGGAGACUCCUCCUGAGUGGGAAACCAUUAGUACCUUCAGCACGCAGCAGCAACAAGAGACUCCAGUUGAGUUAGAUACUGCUUGUACGCAGCAACAACAGGAGACUCCACCUCAGUUGCAGCAACAGGAGACUCCACCAGAGUUCGAAACUGUCUUCAUUCAGCAGAAUGAGGGAACUCUAGCCGAGUUGGAAACUGUCAGUUCGCAGCAGCAACAGGAAAUUCCUUCCGACUUGGAAACUGUUCAUAAGCAGCAGCAACAGGAGAGUCCAGUCGAGUUAGAAAUCGCUUGUAUGCAGCAACAACAGGAGAAUCCCUGA
Molecule: messenger RNA, 1161 nt
Organism: Hippoglossus stenolepis (Pacific halibut)
Lineage: Eukaryota; Metazoa; Chordata; Actinopteri; Pleuronectiformes; Pleuronectidae
Exons: 3
Coding region: 1-1161 (386 amino acids)
Source: RefSeq, a predicted model, not a curated record